CACGUCCGGGUCAGUCCUCGGGAGCACAGGUCUUUGAGUGAAUGUGAGCAAGUGUCUGAUUCUGGCAAUCCGCUUUCAGGGAUUCGAACGGUGGAAGACAGUUGACCGUUGUAGCGCUCUCCAACUGUAGCUGCGUUGUGGACUUCUGCUUGCCAAAGUAAAGAGCAAAUUUUGCUUGACAACCACCCCCAAACUAACAACAAUCAACCAUGGCUGUUGACUCGAAGAACUUGCAGGCGCUCAAGGACAUUGCCAACCGCCUGCGCGUGUACAGCAUUGAAGCUACAAGCGCCGCAAACUCCGGUCAUCCAACGUCAUGUAUGUCCGCAGCGGAGAUCAUCUCUGUGCUCUUCCAUAAGGAGAUGCGUUACGAUGUCUCAAAGCCAAGGGACCCCAACAAUGACCGCUUCAUCCUGUCCAAGGGUCAUGCUGCUCCAGUGCUGUACGCCGCAUGGCACAUUGCUGGGCACAAGGACGUCACACACGAGGAGCUGCUCAAGCUGCGACAGUACGGUGCUAUGCUGGAGGGUCACCCAACGCCGAAACUCGACUUUGUGGACGUGGCCACCGGUUCUCUUGGCCAGGGUCUGAGCGUUGCUGCCGGCAUGGCUUAUACCGGCAAGUACUUUGACAAAGCCGACUACCGUACAUACUGCAUGCUCGGUGAUGGUGAGUCUGCCGAAGGCAGCAACUGGGAGGCAUUCUCCUUUGCUGGCACGUACAAACUGGACAACUUGGUUGCCAUUCUGGACAUUAACCGCCUUGGCCAGAGUGACCCGACUGCUCUUCAACACUCCGUUGAUGUGUACUUGGCACGUGUCAAUGCUUUCGGAUGGCAUGGAAUUGUCGUGGACGGCCAUGACGUUACUGCCCUCAUCGCUGCAUUUGAGGAGGCCAAGGCCACGAAGGACAAGCCAACGUGCCUGGUAUGCAAGACCUACAAGGGCUACGCAUGGGACAAUGCUGCCGAGGGUAUCAACGACCUGAUGGGAUGGCAUGGAAAGCCUCUCGGCGACCGUGCAGCCGACGUUCUGGCCAAGAUCAAGGCGCAAACCAACAUGUCCGCAUUCAUCCCGCCGCCAAAUCCUAACGUUACCCUGACCGAGCCGGGUACCGAGUUCAUCGGCCUGUCGGCGCCACCGUCGUACAAACCUGAUGAGAAGGUUGCCACUAGGAAAGCAUACGGCACAGCCCUGAAGAAGUUGGGAGAGUCGAGCACGCGUAUUGUUGGAAUGGACGGCGACACCAAGAACUCUACCUUCGCCAUCACCUUCCAGGCGGCGUUCCCGGACCGUUUCAUCGAGUGUUUCAUUGCUGAGCAGAACCUGGUGGGAGUGGGCAUUGGGUGCGGGUGCCGCAAGCGCACCAUCCCGUUCAUCAGCACCUUUUCGGCUUUCUUCACACGCGCAUUCGAUCAGAUCCGCAUGGGCGCCAUCUCCCAGGCCAACAUCAAGUGCGUAGGAUCUCACGCCGGCAUCUCCAUUGGUGAGGAUGGUCCGUCUCAGAUGGCUCUAGAGGAUCUGGCCAUGUUCCGUACCAUUCCUACUGGCACCGUCUUCUACCCGUCCGACCCCGUGUCCAUGGAGCGGGCCGUGGAGCUGGCCGCCAACACCGAGGGCAUUGUCUUCAUCCGCAGCAGCCGCCCUACAUCUGUCUGUGUCUAUCCCAUGGACGAGAAGUUUGAAGUUGGAAAGUCCAAGGUGUUGCGGCAGAGUGCAGAUGAUAAGGUGACUGUUGUCGGUGCUGGUGUGACUCUUCACGAAGCGCUGCAAGCCUACGAGACACUGAAGAAGGACGGCAUCAACAUCCGUGUCAUUGACAUCUUCUGCUUGAAGCCUGCCGACAGUGACUUGUUGAAGGCUAGUGCUGCUGCCACCGGUGGAAAGGUUGUCACAGUGGAGGACCACUACCCAGAAGGCGGUAUUGGCGGUGCAGUUGCCGAAGCUCUGAGCGAGGUGUCCGGCGUCACAGUGAAGCGCCUUGCCGUCAACGGCAUGCCUUCAAGCGGUCCUGGCGCUAAGCUACUUGAGGUGCACGGCAUCUCUGCCAGUCAUAUUGUCGCAGCUUGCAAGCAGCUGGCCUAAGUCGCGCACAAACCAACAAUCCCGUUGCUCGCCGAUGUCGGUGUAACGUUUCGGCAAUGUUAGCCGCACCACCAUCGCCAUUGUCCUUCAAUCCCGCAAUGUCAUCACCACCGUUGCUGUCGUACUUCAUCAAUCAAUGUGUAUUCCAUGAAAAAUAACUAGUUUGUUUGUCCUAGACACUCUGCCAGUGAGUUGGUAGUGUUUGAAUUCACCAGUUGGAUUGGCUAGAAUGCUUCAUUUCUUGCUUUGAAUCUCUCUCCUAAAGCUUUCUUUGCUUGCACUUCAUAGUUUGGAUUUCUCCAUAAGUAACCCAAUAGGGGCAUCCAUUACUCUCCCUCUUCAGGGUUCUAACUUCUUCCGUUCACAGCAAGUAUUAAAAUGAACAUUCCGUCAUAAAUAGUUA
This is a messenger RNA of Sycon ciliatum, 2487 nucleotides long. RefSeq names its product transketolase-like. The coding region runs from base 210 to 2084 and encodes 624 amino acids. The transcript has 11 exons. NCBI's taxonomy places the organism in Eukaryota, Metazoa, Porifera, Calcarea, Leucosolenida, Sycettidae. Gene Ontology annotation, molecular function: transketolase activity; thiamine pyrophosphate binding. The record is from RefSeq and is a predicted model, not a curated record.